Eruca vesicaria subsp. sativa (arugula) is the source of this 2871-nucleotide messenger RNA. The record is from the annotation of a GenBank genome assembly. NCBI's taxonomy places the organism in Eukaryota, Viridiplantae, Streptophyta, Magnoliopsida, Brassicales, Brassicaceae.
AUGCGAACAGUGGCUUAUACCGUGCACCAGACGCUAACACCAGAGGCUGCUUCAGUCUUGAAGCAAUCUCUAACCUUAGCAAGAAGAAGAGGCCAUUCUCAAGUCACUCCUCUUCACGUGGCUUCAACCCUUUUAACUUCCACAAGAUCCAAUCUCUUUCGAAGGGCAUGCCUCAAAUCCCAUCCUUUCACAUCCCUUGGUCGUCACAUAGCUCACCCUUCUCUCCACUGUCGAGCUCUCGAGCUCUGCUUCAACGUUGCACUCAACAGACUUCCCACGAACCCAAACCCUCUGUUUCAGACUCAGCCGUCUCUCUCCAACGCCUUAGUCGCAGCUCUGAAGAGAGCACAGGCUCACCAGAGGAGAGGGUGUGUGGAGCAGCAGCAGCAGCAGAGCCAGCAAAACCAACCGUUCUUGGCUGUUAAAGUCGAGCUCGAGCAGCUCGUUGUGUCGAUUCUUGAUGAUCCUAGCGUGAGCAGAGUGAUGAGAGAAGCUGGACUCUCUAGCGUCUCCGUGAAGAGUAACAUAGAAGAUGAUUCCUCUGUUGUCUCCCCUGUUUUCUAUGGCUCCUCUUCCUCUGUUGGUGUAUUCUCUUCUCCUUGCUCUCCUACCUCUAGUGAUAACAACCAAGGAGGAGGGACUUUAAGCCCUAACCCUAGUAAGUUCUGGCACUCUCAUCAUCACUCCUUUGAGCAGAACCCGUUUUUUCAUUUCCCUAAAGGAAAGAUCUCUACUCAAGAACAAGCUAGAGAAGAUGCAGCAAGCCCGGUCAUUGAAGUGCUUCUAGGGAAGAACAACAAGAAGAAGAGGAACACAGUUAUAGUUGGAGACUCUGUGUCUCUAACAGAAGGAGUGGUUUCAAAACUCAUGAGUAGAGUUGAGAGAGGAGAGGUUCCUGAUGAUUUAAAGCAAACCCAUUUCAUCAAGUUUCAGUUUUCUCAAGUUGGGUUGAAUUAUAUGAAGAAGGAGGAUAUAGAGGGGCAAGUUAGGGAGUUGAAGAGGAAGAUUGAUUCUUUCACAUCUUGGAGUGGUAAAGGUGUGAUUGUUUGUCUUGGAGAUUUGAAUUGGGCAGUGUGGAGUGGUCCUAAGAGUGCAUCUUCAUUGCAUUACAGUGCAGUGGAUCAUCUAGUGGAGGAGAUAGGGAGGUUGUUUUAUGAUUAUAGCAACUCAGGAGCUAAAGUUUGGCUAUUGGGGACAGCUUCUUACCAAACAUACAUGAGAUGUCAAAUGAAGCAACCUCCACUUGAUGUUCAAUGGGCUCUUCAAGCUGUUUCAGUUCCUUCAGGAGGACUUUCACUAGCCCUCCAUGCUUCCAGUGGUAACAGUUCUGAGAUGGCUCAGAUGAAGUCUUUUAGAGUUAAAGAAGAAGAAGAAGAAGAGGAAGAAAAGCUUAAUUUCUGUGGAGAAUGUGCUUUUAACUAUGAGAAAGAUGCAAAAGCUUUUAUGUUAGCUCAACACAAAAUCUUACCUCCAUGGCUGCAACCUCAUGGGGAUUCCAACAACAUUAACAAAAAGUUUCAGGAUGAAUUGAGUGGGCUAAGGAAGAAAUGGAACCGGUUCUGUCAAGGUCUUCACCACAAGAAACAGAGCAGCUCUGUUUUACAAGAUUCCACAGCCACCGUUUCUCUUGUGGACUCGUUUGCUCUGAAGCAAAACUCAUGUGUAUCUAGUUCUGUGGCUAAGUUCAGACGACAAAACUCAUGUACUAUUGAGUUUAGUUUCGGAAGUAAUCAUCAAGAAGGUCUAAAGAAGAAUGAACCGAGUCUUGAUGGAUUCAAGAUUAACAAUGAUGAAAGUGUGGAAACCAAGAUUACUCUUGCACUUGGUCAUUCUCCACUUCCAUCUGAUGUAGAAAGCUCAGAUGAAGAAGAAGAAGAGUCAAAGAAAGAGAUUACAAUGAGACAAUUAUCAGAGAAGCUUCACGAGAACAUUCCAUGGCAAAGGCAAGUUCUUCCUUCAGUGGUUGAAGCCAUGGAAGAAUCUGUAAAGAGGAGAGAUGUUUGGAUGCUUCUUUCGGGGAACGACGUGACUGCGAAAAGAAGAUUGGCUCUUACGAUCACAACUUCUCUUUUCGGAUCAGUUGAUAACAUGCUGAAGAUUAAUCUGACAACAUCUAAAGCAAGUGAAGCGUGUGAGGAGUUCGAGAAGGCGUUGAAGGACGGAGAAAAGGUUAUUGUUCUGAUAGAGAGUGUUGGUUUAGCCGAUGCCCGGUUUGAGAAACUCCUCGUUGAUCGAUUCGAGGCUGGAGAUUUGGAUGGUUCUCAAGGAAAGAAGAGACAAAUGAUCUUUGUUUUGACGAGAGAAGAUGAUGAAUGUGUAGAGAACGAACAUGUUGUUAUAUCAAUGAUGUUGAAGUGUAAGAAAACGAGUUCUAGUUUGGUUAGUCACAAGAGGAAGCUAGAAUCUGAUGAUGCACCAACGAUGAUUAAGAAUCCGAGAAUCCAAGAGGAGGAGGAGGAUGUGGCUUGCGACACAAGUAACAUCAAGAAUGAGUUCUCAAGGCAGUUGAGUUUGGGAUCAAAUGCUCUAGACCUCAACUUAAGAGUUGAUGCCGAAGAAGAAGAAGCUAAACCGGUCACUCAAAUCUCGAGCGGGUUUGAAAAACGUCUUCUAGGUUUGAUCAAGAACCGUUUGUUCGAAGAGUGGGUGAAGGAGGUUUUACAAGCGCGUUUAGUAACGGUCAAAAACGGCGGGAAAGAGGGCAUAAGUGUAAUUAACCUAUGUUUGGGAGGUAUAGAUGUGACUGACCAAGGGAAGGAGGUAUACGUGGAGGAAGGUUUCAUGGGCACUUGUCUACCCAGUAGAAUCCAAGUUUUCUUUGAUGUUAUGACUGAAGAAAACUUGAACUUGACCGCAUUGUUCUUUGUGUAA